This is a messenger RNA of Rotaria socialis, 1437 nucleotides long. The record is from the annotation of a GenBank genome assembly. NCBI's taxonomy places the organism in Eukaryota, Metazoa, Rotifera, Eurotatoria, Philodinida, Philodinidae.
AUGUUACAUACAAAUGAAACAACCGAUUGUAUAAAUACAGGUGAUACAACAUGGGUUUUAAUAUCAUCAAUAUUAGUUUUAUCAAUGAUGCCAGCUUUGGCUUUUUUUGAAGCUGGUUUAUUAAAAAGUAUAAACACUGUUUCAUUAGUAACUCAAAUAAUUGGCGGAGCAUCAAUAUUAUCAGUGAUGUGGCAUUUGAUUGGUUAUACAUUAGUUUUUGGGCAUACAUAUAGAGGAAUAAUAGGAGAUUUCGAUAAUAUAUUAAUGCUUAAUGUUCCAUAUGAUAGUUGCUCUCGACAUGCACCAAAUAUUCCUGCUGCUUUAUUUGGAUUUUUUCAAAUGAUGUUUGCAGCAAUUUCACCAUUAUUAAUAACAGGAGCAUUCGCAGAAAGACUUAAAUAUAAAGCUUUUGUUAUAUUUAUAAUAGGUUGGGAAUUAUUUAUUUAUUAUCCAGUUGCACAUUGGAUCUGGGGAGAAGGAUGGUUAAAUACUAAAUUUGAAGCACAGGAUUUUGCAGGUGGAAUUGUCAUUCAUACGACAUCAGGUGUUUCAGCACUUAUUUGUGGAAUUGUUUUAGGACAAAGAAAAGAUUUUGAUAAAUAUGAUGGAGAAUUUCCUCCAUCAAAUUUACCAUUAGCAGCACUUGGAGGAGCACUUCUUUGGACAGCAUGGUUUGGUUUUAAUGCUGGUAGUGCUUUACAAAGUGGAUCAUUAGCUGUAUCAACUGUUGUUGCGACGCAAAGAUCAGCUGUUUGUAGUGGAGUUAUUUGGUUGAUUAUAUCAUGGAUAAGACAUAAACCAUCAGCUACAGCUGUUCUUAAUGGUGUUAUUGCUGGUUUAGCUGGUAUUACACCUUCAUCGGGUUAUAUCGAUCCUCAAUAUGGAGCUGUUAUUGGAGUUAUUCUUGGAUUUACUUCUUAUUCUAGUAUAUUAUUAUUUAAACAAAAAUUACGUAUUGAUGAUGCACUUGAUGUAUCAAGCGUUCAUGGUGUGACAGGUAUGAUUGGUUCCAUUGCAAUCGGAUUUUUUGGUCAAAAAUCUUUUAAUAAAGAUGGCAAAGAUGGUCUUCUAUUUGGAAAUCAUAGUCCAUAUCUACUUGGAGUUCAAAUCAUGUCUGUUGUUGUUACUGGUUUAUGGUCUGCUUUAAUAACAAUUAUUUUAUUGAAAAUUAUUGAUAAAAUUGUUGGAUUAAAAAUUGAGCACGAUGAAGAAUUAGGUUUAGAUGAAGAAGAACAUGGAGAACAAGCUUAUGGCUGGAGACAUUCACAUGUAUCAGAAGCAUUAACUGAAGAACAAAUACAUUCAAUUAUUCGUGGUUCUAUUAAUCAUCAUAUACAAAAUGAACAAAGAAGACUUUCACUUAUUCCAACAAACAAUAAACCAAUAAUAAUAAGACGACCUCGUUCAGAUAUAUCAAAAUUAGAGGAAACUUUAUAA